CCAAACAAGACUAACACUUCUUCGAGGCCAUGUAGAAAUAAACACCGAACAUGUAUACGAUUUUGAAAACAAUAGCUUUGGACAAGAUUAGGUUUGAGUCGUUGACGGACAAGAGCAAGCUCGAUGAUUUGGUGAACAACCUUGGAACAAUUGCAAGGUCAGGAACCAAGGAACUCAUGGAGGCAUUGGCUACUGGAGCUGAUGUUAGCAUGAUUGGGAUGGAUUUCACAAGAUCCAUGAAUCAGUUUAUCUUGAAUGCGAUCCCAGAUUUAGUUGCGGCGGUGGCCUUGGACGUCGCGGUUAUGGUUUCCCAGUUCCGGCCGGUGGUAUUAACUAGCUGUGAUGAUCUCAAUUGUUUUCGAAUCGGCGUUUUGUCUUUGAAUUCGAAUUUGGGUAUAGCAUUGAUUCUUUAGGUUUUUGCACAAAACCCUUUUUUCUACUUAUUGUAACAUAGGAUUUUGAUGGUUUCAUCUGCAUAUUUUCAAUUUACUACUUUACCCACUUUCAUAUAUUACAAAUAGCAUACUCUCUAUUUUCUUAUCUCCAUUUCUUUAUAAGAGUGAUUUAUAUGUUUAAAUUUAAGAUAUAAAUACAACCCUUUCAU
This is a messenger RNA of Arabidopsis arenosa, 604 nucleotides long. The record is from the annotation of a GenBank genome assembly. NCBI's taxonomy places the organism in Eukaryota, Viridiplantae, Streptophyta, Magnoliopsida, Brassicales, Brassicaceae.